AUGGAUAUCGUCCUCGAGCUUGCCGACGCCGUCGUCCUUGACCGUGUCUACUCCUACUUCGCGCCUGCGAGCCCGGCUCAAUAUAUUUACCACAAUCUGAAGAAUGUCACAACAACCACCUGGUCGAGUAUUCGAGAGACAAGUACCGGGGCACCAGAGUUUAGCUAUGUUUAUGAGCCGGCUUCGCAAUACCUGAGCCUACCGCCUACAGAAUGGACGUAUAGGAGUUCCUUACCUCGCGACAACAUCUAUCGGCAAGGACUGAGCUUGUUCCUCCUAGUAUGGAUUUUCGGCCUUCUGCUCUACUUCGUUUUCGCGUCGUUAUCAUAUGUGUUUGUCUUUGACAAGACCACUUCUCAGCACCCGAAAUACCUGAAGAACCAAGUCCGACUCGAGAUUGCCCAAGCAUUCAAAGCCAUCCCAGUCAUGUCCAUACUCACGGCGGCGUGUAUGCUGGCUGAAGUCCGUGGAUAUUCCAAGAUGUAUGACGGUCUUUCCGAGGCGCCGUUCUCGUUUUACAACAUUGUUCAAUUCCCUUUCUUCGUCCUCUUCACGGACUUUCUGAUCUACUGGAUACACCGCGGUCUGCACCAUCCGCGUGUCUACAAGACUCUCCACAAGCCACACCACAAAUGGAUCAUGCCGACGCCCUUCGCUUCGCAUGCCUUCCACCCAGUGGACGGCUUCGCCCAGUCGAUCCCUUACCACCUGUUCCCCUUCUUAUUUCCCCUGCAGAAGUUUGCGUACCUUGCACUCUUCGCCUUUAUCAAUUUCUGGACCAUCUUCAUCCAUGACGGCGAGUACUACGCAAACUCACCACUGAUCAACGGUGCUGCCUGCCAUACGAUGCACCACUUGUACUUUAACUAUAACUACGGUCAGUUCACCACCUUGUGGGACCGCAUGGGUGGAAGCUAUCGUCCACCGAACGAGGAGCUGUUCAACCGAGAAACCAAGUUCGGCAAAACCGAAUGGGCAAAGCAGACCAAGGAAAUGGAAAAGAUUGUCAAGGAGGUUGAGGGUGAUGACGACCGUGGCUAUCUGGCGGAUGGCACCUCUGCGGCCAAAAAGGUCCAGUGA
This is a messenger RNA of Exophiala spinifera, 1080 nucleotides long. RefSeq lists its product as uncharacterized. The transcript is spliced from 3 exons. The record is from RefSeq and is a predicted model, not a curated record. The coding region runs from base 1 to 1080 and encodes 359 amino acids. Gene Ontology annotation, molecular function: oxidoreductase activity; iron ion binding. Gene Ontology annotation, biological process: lipid biosynthetic process. NCBI's taxonomy places the organism in Eukaryota, Fungi, Ascomycota, Eurotiomycetes, Chaetothyriales, Herpotrichiellaceae.